Messenger RNA from Abrus precatorius (Indian licorice), 1953 nucleotides. RefSeq names its product isoprenylcysteine alpha-carbonyl methylesterase ICME-like. Lineage: Eukaryota; Viridiplantae; Streptophyta; Magnoliopsida; Fabales; Fabaceae. The transcript is spliced from 11 exons. The record is from RefSeq and is a predicted model, not a curated record. Bases 326 to 1741 code for a protein of 471 amino acids.
UGCAUAUCUGUUGCAGUUUCAUUUGUGAAAUGAAACUAAAAAAGUAGAGUGGGCCCGACAUUGGGCGAACACGGAAGCCAAUCGUGACGCUUUGAAUUUCAAUUUUGAAGUUUAGAAAGGAAGAAUGCACAUUUUUUGGCACUUCCUAAAUCCCAGUCUGUCUUUCCCCUUCUCUCUGUGUCACCUGAUUCUCCUUUCAACAACAGAAAUUCUCGGAAACAGGGGGCGAGAAGGUGGAAAAGCAGCAACUGAACGCGCAUGAACCAAUAAAGGUUUGUUGUUAAAGGGAGAACCGUCUGAAUUCCAUUACAAGGACACGAAAACAAUGCCGUCUCAGAUCCUUCCGAUGUCGAACCGUUCCUUAGAUUCGUCGUUUUCUUCAGCUGCAAUGAUGUUCAAAGCCAAAGAUGACGAUAACAACCCCUCCACGAGUCUCUUGCUCUCUUCAUCUUCCUUGGAAGGCACCAACUAUAUUAAGCCCAUCUUGUCAAGGGCUUCAAGCUUCACCUCACCAACACACAACAACAACAACAACAACAACACAAUGCCUGUGGGUGCUCCUUAUGCUUACCAAAAGAGGCGCAGACGUGCUUCCAGUGAAGACUCCUUGCCCUCCUUGCACUGUGAUACUGCUCCCAUUAAUGCAUCUUCCUUUGGACGUGAUGUUAGGCAUGUUGCUUCUGAAACCUUUCUCUUGACCCGCCUCUUUUUGAAGAUGUUGACAUACCUCGGGUUAGGGUAUAAAUGGAUAACAAGAUUUCUUGCCCUUGGUUGUUAUGCAAUACUGCUUUUACCAGGCUUUAUUCAAGUUGGAUAUUAUUAUUUCUUCUCCAGUCAGAUACGCAGAAGCAUAGUUUAUGGAGAUAAACCGCGAAAUAGGCUUGACUUGUAUUUGCCUAAAAAUAACAAUGGUCCAAAACCCGUUGUUGCUUUUAUUACUGGUGGAGCCUGGGUUAUUGGUUACAAAGCAUGGGGUUCUCUGUUAGGUCAACAGUUAGCAGAUAGAGAUAUCAUUGUGGCAUGCAUAGAUUACAGAAAUUUUCCUCAGGGAACCAUCAGCGAUAUGGUAACUGAUGCUUCUGAAGGUAUCUCAUUCGUGUGCAACAAUAUUGCCGAAUAUGGAGGUGACCCUAAUAGAAUUUACCUGAUGGGGCAGUCAGCUGGGGCACAUAUUGCUGCAUGUGUAAUUGUGGAGCAGGCUAUCAAAGAGGCUGGUGAAGGAGAGAGUACUUCUUGGAGUCUUUCCCAGAUUAAGGCUUAUUUUGGUUUAUCUGGAGGGUAUAAUUUGUUAAACCUUAUAGAUCACUUCCAUCGUAGAGGUCUAUAUCGCUCUCUCGUUUUAAGCAUAAUGGAAGGGGAGGAAUCCCUGCGACGGUUUUCUCCAGAAGUAAUGAUUCAAGAUCCAAAUAUUGGAAAUGCUGCUUCUCUACUACCUUCUGUGGUUCUGUAUCAUGGCACUGCAGAUCAGUCCAUACCAUCAGAUGCGAGUAAAUCAUUUGCUGAAACUCUUAAAAGUGUUGGAGUCAGAGCUGAAUCAAUUUUGUAUGAAGGGAAGAGUCACACUGAUGUGUUUCUACAGGAUCCCAUGAGAGGUGGCAAAGAUGACUUGUUUGAAGAUAUAGUAGCAUAUAUCCACACUGGCGAUGCUGAAGCCUGUGCCAGAGAUGCAGUGGCUCCUCCAAGGAGACGCCUUGUACCUGAAUGUAUGUUACUGAUGGCUCGUAGUAUCAGUCCUUUCUAGCCUGCAAGCAAAAUCAAUCAACUUUUUUAAGACUAUUUAAUUAUUUUACUUUGUAUAUUUUAAAUUGGAAUUUGAGGAUUUAAUAUAUUUGGCUCAUAGCAUUCCGUCCAUUCUUGCCUACAAGCAAAAUCAAUUAACAUUUUAGUGAUUUUAUUAUUUUACAUUGUACACAACCUUUUAUUCUGGUAAUUGAAAUGAAGUAGAAGUUAAGC